Messenger RNA from Symbiodinium sp. CCMP2592, 2337 nucleotides. Lineage: Eukaryota; Dinophyceae; Suessiales; Symbiodiniaceae. The record is from the annotation of a GenBank genome assembly.
AUGUUAGCAGUCAGCUCAGGCCUCAGUGCAUAUGCCGGCAGUGGACCAUGGUACACCUGCCGGCCGGAUGGCGGAAAUCCGCUUCGCUUCGCAAAGAAAGGCAUCGCCAGCUCUGGUGGCUGUGCAGCGGAAACCUUCCCAUCGAUGCUGAAGAGAGCAGCCGAAUCGAAAGGAGACAAGCCCGCGAUGAAGGUGGAGCGGCCUCUGCCACCCCAGGACAAGGACGGCACGGUCCCGCCUGCACUUCCGGACGAGGAGUGGACGACCUGGACUUUCAAGGACUACUACCGUGAUGCGCGUCGAGCAGCUCGCGCCUUCCUCAAGCUCGGUCUCCAGCCCUAUGACUCCGUGAGCGUUUGGGGCUUCAAUGCUCCCGAAUGGGCUUUUACCAUGGCUGGAGCAACGAUGGUUGGGGCCAAGCUCGCCGGGUUGUACCCUACCGACACCCCUGACACGGCAGCUUUCAAAGUCGCGCACAGCGGAGCUGCGGUGGUGGUGUAUGAGGACAAGAACAAGCUGGACAGGCUAGUGAAAGCACUCAAUGCACGAAGCGAUCCCAAGCUUCCACGUGUCAAAGCUUUCGUGGCCUAUGGCUACACUCCGGCCGAUGGUGAGACGGUGGCGAUCAAGGGCUAUGCGAAGCCGGUCUUGAGCUGGGCGGCGCUGAUGCAGAUGGGCCAGGUUCCUGGCGAUGAUGAGACGGUUUGUGAGGAGAGCUCGGCAGACGGUGGUAUGUGCGCGGCAGAGGCAGAAACGUCGGAAUCCGAAUCCUCUGUAAGGCCGUCGCACGCGGGCGAAGCGGAUGCGCAGCUUGAUGCGCGCAUAGCCGCGGUGAAGCCCGAGCAGUGUGCUGCCUUGGUGUACACAUCUGGCACCACGGGCGAACCAAAGGCUGUGAUGAUCUCUCACGAUUCACUCAUCUUCGAGACCAGUUCUGUGUUCCUCUCCACUGUCGGGAAAAUCCACGACAUUGGCGUCAACCCAGUCCAGGAGCGUAUCCUUUCCUAUCUGCCGAUGUCUCAUGUGGCCGGACUCAUGGUUGAUGUUUGUGUUCCGACGGUUAUGACAGGCAAAUCGCCCUCGUGGUGCACCGUUUAUUUCGCGCGGCCUUACGACCUGAAAGCCGGUUCGGUGAAGGACCGGCUUUGCGCAUGUCGGCCGACCUGCUUUUUGGGAGUGCCUCUGGUGUGGGAGAAGAUCGCCGACAAGCUCCGGGCCAUCGGAGCGGCAAACUCAGGCCUGAAGCAGUCCAUUGCCACCUGGGCCAAAGACCUGGGCCUCAAGUACUCCAAGAACUGCUUGAUGGGAGGCGAUGGCUCCAAGCCCUUCGGGCAUACCCUGGCAGACAAGGUCGUGCUGAAGAACGUGAAGGCAGCACUGGGAAUGGACCAGCUGAAGUAUGGGGCGACAGGUGCCGCCCCGAUCCGAGUGGAUACGUUGGAAUACUUCGGUUCCCUGGGCAUUGACAUCCUGGAGCUUUAUGGCAUGUCCGAAUGCACCGGAGCAGCCACGGUGUCGUCGCACGCAGCACACUUCUGGGGUUGCUGCGGUCACCCGAUCAACGGCGUAGAGGUGAAAGUGUUCAAGGUCGACCCUGACGACAUCAACAAGAAGCAGGAAUGUCCCAGGAGUCCGGGCUUGGACAACCUGGAUGAUGUAUUCCAAGGUGAAGUCUGCUUCCGCGGUCGUAACAUCAUGAUGGGCUACUUGGCGCAGCCAGACUUCGGAGAUGCCCACGUGAAAUCGAUUGAAAAGAAGACCAUGGAGGCCAUCGACAGGGAGGGCUGGAUGCACUCCGGCGACAAGGGCAUGAUGACCGAGAGUGGCAUGCUGAAGAUCACGGGGCGUUUCAAAGAGCUGAUCAUCGGGGACGGCGGCGAGAAUAUCGCGCCAGUACCCAUCGAGGACCACAUCAAGGCUGCCUGCGAUGGCAUCAACGAGGUCAUGAUGAUCGGUGACAAGCGGAAGUUCAACGUGGCAAUCAUCACAUUGAAGGCCGUUGGCGCAAACGGCGAGGUCCCUGGCACCGACGAACUGGAUGCCGGUGCAAAGCGAGUGAACCCGGCAGUGAAGACCAUCAGCGCCGCGCUAGAUGACAAGACCUGGAUAGAGACGGUCACCAAAGCCGUGACGUCCGCCAACAGCGAUGGUAAGAUCUGCCCGAACAACGCCUUCAAAGUGCAGAAGUUCAUGAUCUUGCCGACCAACUUCUCCGAAGAGCAGGGUCAUCUGACGCCAACGAAGAAGCUCAAGAGACCCGUCGUGGAGAAGGCCUUCAGCAAGCAAGUUGAGCAAAUGUACGCCUCAAAGGAGACGUACGUGCGAUACCAGGCCUAG